Messenger RNA from Neltuma alba, 1682 nucleotides. RefSeq names its product probable protein S-acyltransferase 14. The coding region runs from base 320 to 1285 and encodes 321 amino acids. Lineage: Eukaryota; Viridiplantae; Streptophyta; Magnoliopsida; Fabales; Fabaceae. The transcript has 7 exons. The record is from RefSeq and is a predicted model, not a curated record. Gene Ontology annotation, molecular function: palmitoyltransferase activity.
AGUGGUGGUUUUCUUUAGACUCGAAUUCCUUUCUGUAUAAAACUUUAAAUAUCUUUUUAACCCUAGAUUUACGAAGGCCAUUGUCGAUUUGUCGGUAAUCCCAGAAUCCCACCACGAAAGAAACAGGUUUUGUUACGGUAAAUCGUUCCCUUCGCUUCGUUCUUCCUUCAUCUGAAGCAGUGCCUACUUUGAUCUGUUGCUUUCGAGCGAAUCGUCAAUGAUUUGCUUAAAACUGUGCUCGUGUCCUGCUUCGGAGUGAAUAGCAAAAGUCUGGGAAUUUUUUAGUUAAAAUAAAAUCAGGGUUUUCUUAUUCGUGAUUAUGCAUAGAUCUGGAGCUACGAUGGCUUGGAACGUUUUCAAGUUCUGCACUGCUUUGCGAGGGCUUGGCUCGAUCAUGAUCCUCUUGGUUCUUGGUGUUGUGGGGGUCAGUUAUUAUGCUGUCGUUUUUACUACUUAUGGCCCUGCUCUGUCCGCUGGGUGGCCUGAUUCUGUCAUUGCCAUGGCGGUGUUGAUCUUGUUUCAUUGUUUGUUGGUUAUGCUAUUGUGGAGUUACUUUGCUACUGUCCUUACGGAUCCCGGAUGUGUGCCUCCUAAUUGGAGGCCUGCUAUUGAUGAGGAGAGAGGAGAAGCUGACCCAUUAAACGGAUCAGAAUUUAGUAAUGUGCCGUCAGAUCCUUCAAGUCAACGAAUCCGGUUCUGCAGGAAGUGCAAUCAACUUAAACCACCUCGGUGUCAUCAUUGUUCAGUUUGCGGACGAUGCGUGCUGAAGAUGGAUCACCACUGUGUUUGGGUAGUUAACUGUGUUGGUGCUCUAAACUACAAGUAUUUUCUUCUGUUCCUGUUCUACACAUUUCUUGAGACAACUCUUGUGACAGUAUCAUUGUUGCCAAACUUCAUUGCAUUCUUUAGUGAUGGAGAAAUUCCCGGGACACCUAGCACACUCGCAACAACUUUUCUUGCUUUUGUUUUGAACCUGGCAUUUGCAUUGAGCGUUUUUGGAUUUCUUAUUAUGCACGUGUCUUUGGUGUCUGCUAAUACAACAACUAUUGAGGCAUAUGAGAAGAAAACAACUCCAAAAUGGCGUUAUGACCUUGGUCGUAGAAAAAAUUUUGAACAGAAUUCCACAUUUUCCUGCGAAUCUACCAUGAAGGGGAGGUCUCAGUCCUCUCUCUCUCUCUCUCUCUCUCUCUCUCUCUCUCUGUGUGUCUGUCUCUGUGUUUCACAAGAGCUUGAUAAUGGAACUACAAGAAGGUAUCCCACUAGAAGUGAGAACAGAGAAACGUAAAACUGCGAGCUUUGAAGAAGACAUGAGAAGGAGGAGAAACAGAGAGAAAGGGAUGGGGAUCUCGUGAUAUAAAAAGGAAGCUAAGAAUGAGUAGUGUUGAAAUUCCAAAAGAGAAAGUGUAAUAAAAAGUUGUGUUUAGAGAGAGAGAGAUAGAGAGAGGAAUUUACAAAUAGAAGCAGCAGAAGAAAGAGAAGAAGAGGAAUGAAGGAAUUCUUCAAAUUAUUGUAUUCUACUUUACAAAAUUAUUCAUUUUGAUUUUUAAAUAGAAAAGUAGAAAAAUAUAUUUUUGUCAAAUUAUUUGAUUUUGAAAUAGAAGAGGUUAAAAACAUUUCUUUGUCAAAUAACUGGUUUUAAAUGGCGUUAAUUUUAAUAUGAUUUUUCCCUUCGAUUUAUUUUG